GCUCAGCUCUUGAUGACUUAAGGCUUUGUGAUGGAGUGUGUCUGUGUCGCUGUUCUUAAGGUGUGUGUAGAAUUUUAAAGCUCUUUUUUGUAUUUUAAUGAUUAGAGGAUACAGUCCUAAUUCUGCUCUGCAGGCGUUGUUUGGAGUUUUUCUCUGUACCCGUAGAAUGUUUUUACACAUUUCUGUUUGCAGAAUCUCUAUUGGGUGUUUGUCCCAUCUGGUGAACUCUUGGUUGGCGAGAGGACCCCAAACCUCACUUCCAUACAGCGCGAUUGGUUCUCUCUCACUCUCUCUCUCACUCUCUCUCACACUGCCUCUCUCUCUCUCUCUCACUCUCUCUCUCUAACCCUCUCUCUCUCUAACCCUCUCUCGCUUUCUCUCUCUCUCUCUCUCUCUCUCUCCCUCUCUCUCUCUCACACACACACACACACACACACACACACACACACGGUAUAGACCGCGCGCGCGUCUUCAGGAUGGUGUGUGUUUAUUCUCUAUGUGUUUGUGUGUUGAUGUUGUCGGUUGUGUGCCUGUCCAGCGCUGAUGAAGAUGACGGUCCGGUUUCAACCCCCGCGCGCUCCGAAUGUAAGCCGGUGCCCAACACGAUGCACUUGUGCUCCGGUAUCGGUUACCGGGAGAUGCGGCUGCCGAACCUGCUGGGUCACGAGAGCCCGAGAGAAGCGCAACAACAGUCCGCCGCGUGGACGCCGCUGCUCGGGAAACACUGUCACCCGGACGCGCGCAGGUUCCUAUGCGCGCUCUUCGCGCCCGUGUGUUUACCGGAGCUCGCGGUACCAGUUCGCCCAUGUCGGAGUCUGUGCGAGGCCGUGCGCGACGCGUGUCUGCCCGUCAUGAGCGCGUUCGGCUUCCCGUGGCCGGAGAUGUUCAACUGCAGCCGCUUUCCUGAUGGAUCAGACCUGUGUGUCCCGGGAGAGAGAGAGCCGAACCGAGCCGUGAACACCGACACACCCAAAGGUUCUGUCAUGUGUGAGGUGUGCAGUCAGGAGUCAGAGGCCGAGACGGAGAUCCAGAAGAACUUCUGUUCCUCUCAGUUUGCGUUCAGACUGCGGAUCGGUUCUUUCUCUCCAGACGGGCCAGAUGUGCGUGUGGUACCUCAGGGUCGGAGUCGUGUGCUGCGCUGGGAGACGGGACCGCAGGAGGAGAAGGCAGCAAUGGAACAGAGCGCUCUCUGGCUGCUGGAGGGCAGUAGCUGCUCGUGUCGGGCGCUGGAGGGACGGCUGACGGGCUCCUACAUUGCCCUGGGUGACAUGCAGAACGGCCGCAUGCUCCUCAAACGACUGGUCAGAUGGUCUCGUGAGGAGAAAGAGCUGAAGAAGUUCAUCAGGACGCUCCUGAGACAGGACUGCUGAGGUCUCGACCUCUGGACAGAGAGACGGACCAAUCGGAGCAAACCACGACGAUUUUUGUAAUAUCUUUGUAAUAUUCAAACGAAUCGUCAGAAAACUCACACAAUAGUGAAGAACUGAACUGAAUCUGAAACUUUUCAAUAUUUUUAUAUUUGUAUUUUUUCUAUAAAAAUGUAAAUCGUUUUGAAGGCGAAUGCUUUGAAUUUUUUUUCAAUAAAGAAUUUUGUCACAAA
Molecule: messenger RNA, 1600 nt
Organism: Triplophysa dalaica
Lineage: Eukaryota; Metazoa; Chordata; Actinopteri; Cypriniformes; Nemacheilidae
Gene: sfrp2l
Product: secreted frizzled-related protein 2 like
Exons: 3
Coding region: 477-1370 (297 amino acids)
Biological process (GO): negative regulation of canonical Wnt signaling pathway; non-canonical Wnt signaling pathway; canonical Wnt signaling pathway
Molecular function (GO): Wnt-protein binding
Source: RefSeq, a predicted model, not a curated record